AAGACCCUCCCGCACGCCAUCGGCCGCGCCGCCACGACCGCCGCGCAGACGCUCCAGGUGAGCCCCGCGGCCGGCGAGGAGAAGCUCCACACCGCGCUCGGCGCGUACGCCGGCGCAUGGGAGAAGAUCGCGGAUGCGCGCGUGCAGCAAGACGAGUCGAUCCGCGCGCAGUUCCUGCAGCCCUGGCAGACGACGCUCUCCACGAGUAUCGCGGUCGCGAUGAAGGCCCGCCAGGCCGUCCGCGGCAGCCGGCUCGAGCUUGACGCCGCGAAGCAGGUGUUGAAGACUACGGGGCCGUCGAGACAAGAGGCUGCUCGGCUCGAAGUCGAGAACGCGGAGGAUGACCUUGUCCAGAAGACCGAAGUCGCUAUCACGCUGAUGAAGGCGGUCCUCGACAACCCUGAACCACUGAAGGACCUCCACGAGCUCGCCAAGGCACAGCUCAUCUACUACGCAACCGCCGCCGAGGCGCUCUCAACCGUCCAGGGUGAGCUCGAGGAGCUCAGCGUUGCUGCCGAAGGCGAGUACAGGUGCGUGUGUCCUCCGCGUCGCCGCUGCACACGCAUGUACUGA
Fomitopsis serialis is the source of this 573-nucleotide messenger RNA. RefSeq lists its product as uncharacterized. Lineage: Eukaryota; Fungi; Basidiomycota; Agaricomycetes; Polyporales; Fomitopsidaceae. The annotation marks the transcript as partial. The record is from RefSeq and is a predicted model, not a curated record. The transcript has 3 exons.